AAGAUAAAAACGUCAUAAAGUUGUCUAAGGACGCAAAGCAACCAAUUGCAGUAAUCAGCAACUUCGGGCAAACCGGUUUGGGAAAAACAUUUCUGCAAAAUUUCUUUCUUUGUUAUUUAAUCAAAGGCAAAGAUAGUUUCCUCCCAGAACAACCAAUAGUUCGUGCAUUUCCUGGCAGCGAUCUAAACACAAGAAAAGAUAAGUUCGUGGACCUCUACUCGAAACCUGUAGUGAAAGAUGACGUGUUUUACUCCGUAAUUGAUUUAGAAGGCGACCCUGUUAAUAAAGAGCCGGACGAGGCAUCUUUUAUCCGCUUAUUUGGAAUCACUGCUGCCAUAAGUUCUGUAAUAAUAUUCAGCAUUAAGGCUGACAACACCUGUCCCUUCGCGGACUUCAUGAGAUAUGUGGACGAAGCUGUGUCAACAACAGAUUGCAAACUGCAGGACCUCGUAAUUGUGUAUCGAGACUGGACAUACGCUAGUCGUUUCGAGUACGGCUGGAAAGGUGGGGAAACAUACAUGGUGUAUCUUGACAGCAGCAGCAACAACGAUGGUCAGAUGCAAAAGUUGUUAGAUGAAGCUCGUAACGCGUUUCGUGCCGUGAAGGUGUUUCUUAUGCCCAAACCUGGCGAGGCGACCACGGUUGAUACGACUAUAACUGCAAUAAAAGAUCUGGACGCAACGUUUAUGAAGCAGCUACAGUCACUUGUGGAACGAGUGGUCGAUGAAUUAAUCUCACCAAGAACUUUCGAGAACGAGGUUCUUCAAUCACGUGAUGUGCUUGACGUCAUGUUGGACAUUGAUGAAGGAUAUUCAAACGAAGAAGAAGUGACUUCGGAUGUUGUCAAAAUACUAAAGGAAAAGAAAGAAGAGAGAUUGUUUCUAAUAGUAAAGGUGGCUGAGAGAUUCUACAAAGGAAAACUACAAAAGAGAUGGAAAAGAUUUUCAAGGGAUACGAGUCGACAGAUGCUCCAUUCUGAGCUAAAAAAUUUAACGUUGGAGAAAUUUGAUGCAGACUGCAAGGAGGAAUUCAUCCUAGCUCGAGAUGCAACGACUUCUAGAGGGAAAUUGGAAGUUACAAUGGACGAAAUGUUUCAACAGAGCAUUAAUUCGCACAAGAGUUGUGUGCUCAUGUAAUAUGUUAUGAAAGUUAUAACUUGGUCAUGCUAUACUUGAUAACAGGGCUGUAUUGUUAAGGCCAUAGAUUCCAAACCAGUUGACAAAGUAAUCAUCACGCCCAUUUUCUUUCUUGUUGCACAUUAAAGAACUCUUGAGAAAACACAACAGUUAACUCUUCUGAAAAUACAACUAAACUUGGCAGUGUGCUGG
This is a messenger RNA of Ciona intestinalis (vase tunicate), 1328 nucleotides long. The record is from RefSeq and is a predicted model, not a curated record. NCBI's taxonomy places the organism in Eukaryota, Metazoa, Chordata, Ascidiacea, Phlebobranchia, Cionidae.